AUGCUUUCAGGAUCCAGAACUGCUUUGAGGGCUUCUGCUCAAGCUUUCAAGCUUCGCCUGCAAUUGCAGUCCAGCAUCAGAGCCGCCUCCGCCUGGUCGCAAGUGCCCCAAGGACCUCCUGCCAUCCUUGGUAUCACCGAGGCCUUCAAGGCUGACAGCCACCCCGAGAAGAUCAACCUUGGUAUGAUCCACCUGCGCCAUCAAGCAAAGACAAUAUCUGACCAUCCCAANGGUGUCGGCGCAUACCGUGACGACCAGGGCAAGCCCUACGUCCUGCCCUCAGUGAAGGAGGCCGAGCAAAGAGUUGUCAAGAAGAACCUUGACAAGGAAUACGCUGGCAUUACUGGUGUGCCCGACUUCACCAAGGCCGCCGCUGUCCUCGCAUACGGUCCUGACUCGGCACCUCUCAACGAGGGCAGAAUCGUCAUCACCCAGUCCAUCUCUGGUACCGGUGCUCUCAGAAUCGGUGGUGCUUUCCUCGAGCGCUUCUACCCUGGCGACAAGACCAUCUACAUCCCCAACCCCAGCUGGGCCAACCACAAUGCCGUCUUCAAGGAUUCAGGCCUCAAGGUUGAGAAGUACCGCUACUACAACAAGGACACCAUCGGUCUUGACUUUGAGGGUAUGGUCGAGGACAUCAAGAACAUGCCCAAGGGCAGCAUUGUCCUUCUCCACGCUUGCGCCCACAACCCCACUGGUGUCGACCCUACUGAGGACCAGUGGCGCGCUCUGAGCGAUGUUGUCAAGGAGAACGGCCACUACCCCUUCUUCGACAUGGCCUACCAGGGCUUUGCCAGUGGAAACACUGACAAGGAUGCCUUCCCCAUUCGCCACUUCAUCAAGGAGGGCCAUCAGAUCUCCCUCUGCCAGAGUUUCGCCAAGAACAUGCGUGUUGGUGCCUUCUCCAUCGUCUGCGCCGAUGCCGAGGAGAAGAAGCGUGUCGACUCUCAGAUCAAGAUCCUGGUCCGCCCUCUCUACUCCAACCCUCCCGUCCACGGUGCCCGUGUCGCCUCCACUAUCCUGAACGACCCUGAGCUUAACAAGCAAUGGUUGGGUGAGGUCAAGGGUAUGGCCGACCGCAUCAUCACCAUGCGUGCUCUUCUCAAGGAGAACCUCGAGAAGCUUGGUAGCAAGCACGACUGGAGCCACAUCACCAGCCAAAUCGGCAUGUUUGCCUACACCGGUCUCAAGCCUGAGCAGAUGGACGCCUUGGCCAAGGAGCACAGCGUCUAUGCCACCAAGGACGGCAGAAUCUCCGUCGCUGGUAUCACCUCUGCCAACGUCAAGCGUCUUGCCGAGUCCAUCUACAAGGUCACUGGUUAA
Messenger RNA from Aureobasidium vineae, 1323 nucleotides. NCBI's taxonomy places the organism in Eukaryota, Fungi, Ascomycota, Dothideomycetes, Dothideales, Saccotheciaceae. The record is from the annotation of a GenBank genome assembly.